Molecule: messenger RNA, 583 nt
Organism: Balaenoptera ricei (Rice's whale)
Lineage: Eukaryota; Metazoa; Chordata; Mammalia; Artiodactyla; Balaenopteridae
Gene: GPHA2
Product: glycoprotein hormone subunit alpha 2
Exons: 3
Coding region: 1-390 (129 amino acids)
Biological process (GO): cell surface receptor signaling pathway
Cellular component (GO): extracellular region
Molecular function (GO): hormone activity; hormone receptor binding
Source: RefSeq, a predicted model, not a curated record
AUGCCCAUGGCGUCCCCCCAAACCCUGCUCCUCUGCCUGCUGGUCCUGGCGGUCACUGAAGGCCAGGGUCAACAGGCAGCCAUCCCAGGCUGCUACUUGCACCCCUUCAAUGUGACGGUGCGAAGUGACCGCCAAGGCACCUGCCAGGGCUCCCACGUGGCACAGGCCUGCGUGGGCCACUGCGAGUCCAGCGCCUUCCCUUCCCGUUACUCGGUGCUGGUGGCCAGUGGCUAUCGACAUAACAUCACCUCCGUCUCUCAGUGCUGCACCAUCAGCAGCCUGAGGAAGGUGAAGGUGCAGCUGCAUUGUGGGGGGGACCGGAGGGAGGAGCUGGAGAUCUUCACGGCCAGGGCCUGCCAGUGUGACAUGUGUCGCCUCUCGCGCUACUAGCCCAUCCUUCUCCCGCCACCCUCCCCUUGGUCAGAGGGUUUAAUGUUGGAGUAUAUCCUACAUAUCCUGAACCUCAGCAAGGACAACAGCUCCAACCCUGUGAGAAGAGGGGCGUUUCUGCCUCUUCCCCACCUCUGCCUGGCUUCCUAACCAGUCCUUCAUCAUUUCAUCUCCCUCUUUGUCCUAAAUAAAG